CAACGUAGCUCUGCGUCGCGACACACACUCGGAGUCCCAAAAUAACUUUACCCACCUAGUUGCGUGACUUUUUUUAUAACCCACCGUGAGUUAGAUUUUUUUUAAAGCACCAGUUCUAAAUGGCUAGUCCAGGUUCGGAUGCAGGACGGAAUCUUCCUCUACAGCCUCCUCAUCACUGUCAUCACACCGAACCGGCACCCGAACCUGCUGUCCGCGAGGCGCAGCGAUGGAUAGAGGCAGUGACCGGAAGGAGUUUUGGUGACAAAGACUUCAGAGGUGGACUCGACAACGGCAUUCUACUGUGCGAACUGCUGAGCUCAAUCAAACCGGGUCUUGUGAAGAAGAUAAACAGGCUGCCCACUCCUGUAGCUGCCCUGGAUAAUGUGGCGCUCUUCCUGAAGGGUUGUGAGCAGUUGGGUUUGAAGGGCUCUCAGCUGUUUGAUCCUGGAGAUUUGCAAGACACCUCCACACGCACCUACAAAGGUCCAGACAGCAACAAGAAGAUUAAACAUGUUUUAAUCACUGUCUACUGGCUGGGUCGAGCAGCUAAUAGCAGUGCCACAUAUAACGGGCCCACCCUGGACCUGCACGAGUUUGAAGGGCUGCUGUCACAGAUGAGAAAGGAGGCAGAGGAGUGGGACAGCCUGAAGCGUAGCAUCAGGGACAGUGGUUAUAUAGACUGCUGGGAGUCCGAGCGCAGUGACUCUCUGUCUCCAUCAAGACACCCUCGAGACGACUCGUUCGACAGCCUGGACUCCAUCGGCUCCCGUUCCCGCCAAACCCCCUCGCCCGAUGGCCUGCUUGCCCAAGGCUACAGUGAUGGCCACGGCAGCGACUCGGAGAGCGAUGCCCCCCAGCGGAAGAUACCGGAUGUGCGUAAGGAUGACAUGCUGGUGCGGCGAACCUCCUACAGUGAGCCGCGAAACGCCGUUCCAUUCAACCAGUACCUGCCCAACAAGAGCAACCAGAGUUCAUUCAUGCCAACACCAGCGCGACGACUGCAUGCCGACAGAGAGAACAACCGCAAGAGCUGGAGUAAUGCAACCUCACCUGUCGGAGGAGAGAGACCCUUCAGAUUCAGCCGCUCAUCUAGUGUGUUUGAUGAUCCUGAGAGCGUGAGUAUGUUUGACAUGAGAAGUGAUGAAGACUCCAUGUUAACGCCCCACAGUCAAGUUCGACAUGAGUUGAUGCAUAACCAGUACAACAGGUUGAAAGAGGAAGAAGACCACUGGCAAGAUGAUCUGGCCAGGUGGAAGAGUCGAAGGAGGAGUGUUUCUCAGGACCUGAUCAAGAAAGAGGAGGAGAGGAAGAUGAUGGAGAGAUUACUGAGUGGAGAUGAAGUGUCACAGAGAAGGAAGAGUAUCAAGACAUACCGAGAGAUAGUGGAGGAGAAGGAGUGUCGCGAGCGAGAGCUACAUGAGGCAUUCCGGAACGCCCGAACGCCGGAGGAAGCUGCCACCGUUCUGCAACGCUAUGCCCAGCGCUUCACAAUCAGCGAGGCUGUUCUCGAGCGCCUAAAACUCCCCAAGCUUCUGGAGAGGAGUGUGUCAGCCGACCCCACUCGUCUCACCUCCAUUCCCACCUCCUUAGACAUCUCUGCUUUCAGCUCCUCCACAAACCCGCUGCAGUACCUGCGGCAGCUGUCACUCCCCAUACCCAAGUUCACAUCCACAGUUGAGACUCGUGUAACGGGAUAUGGCAUAGAGCAGGGAACCGUGGGAGAUACAGAGAGCGUCUCAGGUCCAGUUCGUUCACGCGUGACAGUGCCCUCAUUGGGUCCAAAACCAUAUAGACAGAGCAGAAGUGGCAACACUGGGAUGCGGACAGCUAAGGUGGAUGAAAUGACAAGAGUGAAUGGAGAGAGGGAGGAUGACGUCUGCAGCAUUGAGGAGGAGGGAGGACCACAGAGAGACAGAGAGGAGGAGGAACAUUCUCUGCAGUUCUUUCCUUCUCCCUCCCAGCACACGGAGAUCACAGAGACUGAUGUUUCGGGAGUUCAGCCCAUGGAAACACUCUCGUCCACACACAUGCCUGAGCCAGAUCACUGGAAGGAAGAUAGAGAGAUGACAGAGAUGGACAAAAGAGGGACAGUCCUGCAGGUCAGAGAAGCCCAUUCAUCCCCCAAAGUGUUGGAGCCCAAAACGGAUAAGACAGUAGCAGGUCAAGGGCAGUCCUCUGAAGAUCAGACGUGUAUGAUCACAGAAUCAACUGAGGUGAUCCAGAGUGAGUUUGUACAGGAUGUGAUUCAAACUGACCUCUCUGCUACACAGGUCAAUAAACAAGCAAUUGAGUCCCCACAGAAGUCAACAAAUCAGCCAGAAGCAUCCAUCCUUUCAUCAUAUAGAACCACACCAGCGAGCGGCACACCUACAACAGAGCUGUCUGACACUGCCCAGUUUACAUCGUUGUCCAGUAACCUUAAAUUGCGCAGAGAUUUCUUCACCCCAUCAGAUAUGGCUGAGAAAGCUCAAGUAAAUGUCCCUCCUGCAGUGCAGAAUAUGGUGAAUCGAGGUGAGCACUUUUCUUGGAGCCCCGAGGAAGAGCGCAAACGUCAAGAGAGGUGGCAGCGAGAGCAGGAGCGCAUGCUUCAGGAGAAAUAUCAGUGUGAACAGGAGAAGUUAAAGCAUGAAUGGGAGCAGGCUCAGAAGGAGGUGGAAGAGGAGGAGAGGAGGUACCAUGAGGAGGAGCGGAAGAUUCUGGAAGAGACUGUGACCCCUCUGACCCCUCACUCACCGAUCACACCAUCAGCCCUUCCCAGUACCCACAGCACUUUACACUCCCAGUGGGAAUCCAGACAGAAUCAGAUGAUCUCAGAGAACUGCAGACAAAGGGAAAACGGCCUCAGUGACGCAGCCCAGAGCAAGACGGAGUGUUUACAGAUGACAGCAAGUUCUCCGCUGCAAAGUUGUGGGUCAGUGGGUCAGUCAUGUGGCCAGAGAGGACCAGACCAGAGCCAAGAAAAGCAGGCAACACUACAGCAUUGUGAAGAUGUGCCACUGGGCAAUAGACAACAACAGCAGCAGAGUGAGACCUUAAAAAAGAAUACAUCACAGACAAAACCUGGUGGACGCAGGAGGUCUGACUCUAUAGAGAACAUUGGGCCAAAUGCACCCAUAUCACCAUCUUUAACAGACACACAACCACCUCCAUCACCAAACAGGUCUGUGAGUGGAAAGAAGCUGUGUUCAAGUUGUGGUCACCCACUUGGCAAAGGUGCCGCAAUGAUUAUUGAGACUCUCAGCCUGUACUUCCACAUCCAGUGCUUUAAGUGUGGAAUCUGUAAGGGCCAGUUGGGUGACACCAGUACAGGAACAGAUGUGCGGAUCAGAAAUGGUCUACUCAACUGCAAUCAGUGCUAUAUCCGCUCCCGCUCUGCUGGUCAGCCCACUACCUUGUGAACUUUCUGAUUUGGGAGCAUAAGAAAUCUACCCAUAAUACGCCCACCUUCAUUACUCACAAUGUUCACUAACAGUAUGUGAACACAAGCACAUUUAAAAUCAAACCACUUCAUCGUCUUCAAGUUGGGUUUUCCUGGGUUUUUCUUUUUCCAAAACUAAAUGUGAGGCUGCCACUAAAAGCAUGUGAUUGUAGUGAAAACCAUGUUACACAUUUUCAAGUUUCUGACUAAACUGACAUUGUAACUAAGCCAGUUUAUCAGCCAAAAAAUAGUGUUUAAUGCAUAUGCAGACAAAUACAAUAUCGUCUACAGUUUUUGGAUGAAAUCCAGUUUAAAUCCUGAUGCUGCAGAAGUAUAUAAUUUAAAAUGCUUUCUUACAUUGCAAAGUAUUCUAUAAUUUCUGUCUCCAUUUAUUCCCCAAAUACAACUAAGCUACGUAAUCUUCCUGACAUUCAAAGUGGAGUUUUAGAUGGAAAAUUCUCAAUGUUUUUACAGUAUUGUAGAUUGAAGAGUUCCUUAUAGGAAUAUUUCGAUGUUAAAGGAACAGUUCACCCAAAAAUGAAAAUUCUCUCAUUCGCUUACCCUGAUGCCAUCCCAGAUGAACACAAAUUUCUUCAGCAGAACACAAAUGAAGAUUUUUUAGAAGAUAGAUUUCUUUCAGGUACUUAUAAUGAAAGUACACGGGUGCCAGCACUUUGACGAUCCAAAAGUUACAUUUAGGAAGCAUAAAAGUAAUCCAUGUGACUCCAGUCGAUCAACAAAUGUCUUCUGAAGUGAAUUAAUAGGUUUAUGUAAGAAACAAGUCGAUAAUUAAAACGUUUUUAACUUUAAAGCGCCACUUACAUCCAAGGCUCUGAUGCAGUUUGAAAUGGCUGAACUGUCACGUGACAUUCGUUCUUCUGUUGUAAAUAAGCACCGCUUCCGAAUUCUCAUGUGAACUUGCGUCACUCUUAGCAUCAGCUGCUGGCAAGAAGCACUUUUUAAAAGUUAAUAACAUUUUAAUUAUCGAUUAAUUGUUUUUUACACAAAUUAUCAUUUUGCUUCGGAAGACGUUCAUUGAUUGACUGAAGUCAUGUGGAUUACAUUUAUGUUGCCUAAAUGUGACUUUUGGAUUGUCAAAGUCACAAAGGCAUCCAUGUACUCGCAUUAUAAGGACCUGACAGAGCUCUAUCUUCUUCUAAAAAUCUUUUAAAGCAACUAAAGUAGUUUAAUUCAUUUUUACAGGCAUUUUAGAGUUUAAUGUGUUACGUUAUCAUCAUAACUUCAAAAUAACUUUACUCUUAAUAUCUUAAAAUCAUGUCAACACAUAUAUUGUUUACCUUAUGUGGCUAUACUUCUUGGACAGUGAGUAUUUUAACGUUUACGGAUUGGCCACAUUCACUCUCAUUGUAAGUUCCUCACUGUAACUGUCAUUUUUGCUUUUUUUUUUUUUAAAGUAUGGACAUGUCAAAAUAAUGUUUGGGGUAAUCAACAUUAUGACAAAUGCUGUUGAUUGAGCUUAACUUGUAUUGAAGCCAGAAUAUUCCUUUAAUUACAAAUGUUCAAGCUGUAACUGACUUAUUUCAUAUUUGCAAGUUCUAUUGUCUUGAUUCAGAAACCAUAACAUGUUAGCAUCCAUAGUGCCUAAAGAUGAACACUAUUUAAUUGUAAGAACACAGUCACUAUAAGACCCAUGAUCAUUGUAUUGGAGAAAAGUAUGUAUUUUUGUACAUAAAAUUUCAAUUUGGGCUGAUAAAACGAAUGCAUGUAACCAGAUUGCUGGUUCAUAUCAAAGCUGCUGCUUCUUUCACACAAAUCGCCAAGUCAUUCAAAGUUAUUUUAUUCUAAAUAGAUGGUUUGGAAUGUUGUUGCACUGAAACAAUGUGCCUUAGGAGAAAUGCAAUGUCUGUACAAGAGACUUAAAGGGAAGUGUUCAUAUUCAAAGACUGUUUCUAUGCUGAUAUGAAAGAACAGAAUAUUUUGGGGCAAGUUUGAUGAUAUGGAACAAGUUGCACCUUGCUCUUUAAAAUCGUGAGCUCUAGCCCUAGGUCCAAUUAUUUCGGUUUUCCCCUUAUCACAGCACAUUGUACAUAAUUUUUCAGAGCAAUUGUAUUAUGCAAGGUUUAUUUGAAAUGUAUGGUCCAUACCACAGUACGUUUCUGAACAUAACAAUUGUUCUUAAAUCCAAAAUUUGGAUUGGCUAAAAAGAGACUUUGCUUGUCAAUGUGUGAACAACCCCCCCCCCCUUUACUGAUUACAAAUGACAAAGCAAUACAAAUGUAUGUUUCUUUUGAAACCCCUAUCAUAACACUCACUGGCUAAAUGUAUCACAUGUUAAAGAGCAGUAGUAAUGAAUGCUAGCUCAUUCGUUAUCUUUACCUGACCAAAAAGGCAUGUGAGGGUUUUUGGUAUAUUAAACUCAUCAUCUUUUUUACUUUUAAAACAGUUUGAUAAUGUGGACUAUUUAACCUUUUUCAUAACUGAUUUAUUUAGCCACUGUUUCUCUGCUUUGGAUCUGGUCAUGUAUUUUAUGUUUAAUUUGACAUAACUUUAGGUUGACACAAGGCCAAGGCAUUCGCCAGGCAAGUUAUAUGUUGUUUAGAAGCUAAAAUAGUUACCUUGGAAAGUAUAUAUUAAAUCGAAGGUAUAUUUAUUGUGUUAUUCAAAUCUACACUAUCCAGAAAUAGAUUAAUUUGAUGUUCAAAUACAACAGCUUUACAGUAUAUUGUAUGUUUCUAAAUAAAAUACUGAAA
Xyrauchen texanus (razorback sucker) is the source of this 6129-nucleotide messenger RNA. Its product is annotated as LIM and calponin homology domains-containing protein 1-like. Lineage: Eukaryota; Metazoa; Chordata; Actinopteri; Cypriniformes; Catostomidae. Gene Ontology annotation, molecular function: myosin II head/neck binding. The record is from RefSeq and is a predicted model, not a curated record. Gene Ontology annotation, biological process: regulation of focal adhesion assembly; positive regulation of stress fiber assembly. The transcript is spliced from 28 exons. Gene Ontology annotation, cellular component: stress fiber. Bases 120 to 3398 code for a protein of 1092 amino acids.